AUAUUGCUCAGUGUGUCUACUGCAGUGCGCGCGCACACACACACACACACACACACGCGCGGUUAAUCUGUUAACUCUACCAGAUAACCAAACAAAGUGGUCUCUAGCAGAAGCUCUACAGACAUGGUGCUCUCACUGACAGCCCUUCAUAACAAACAACUGUUCCUGAUUUCAUGACGCUGGAAAAUUGAUCGAACUUCACGGCAGAGGAAAAAUGAAGAAGGCGCUGCUGUUAUUCCUGCUAUGUUUUCUAUUGCUGGAUACUUCACUCCAAGUUCAAGGGAAUAAAACAGAAUCUAACACUACUUUAAUCAGGAGUUUCCGAGCUGGGCAUAAAACAAAUAAUGGAACAAACAAAUCAGAAUACCCUUCCAUUUUGGAGGAACUGGAAGAACUGGACAGCUGUGCAAUGGACUACUUCACUGGAAUUCUUAGCACUCGCCUCAUUCCUGCCACCUAUGCGAUGGCUGUAGUUGUUGGGAUACCGUCAAAUGCAUUAAUUCUGGGAACCCUAAUUGUCAAAGCCAAGACCUUCUCCACUGCCGUGCUCUACCUAAGCCUGGCAGUAUCGGAUCUCUUGGUUAUGUUCACUCUGACGUUCAAAAUUCAUUACCAUUUCAGUGGAAAUAACUGGGUGUUUGGGGAGGCCUUCUGUCAAGUGGUUACGGCUUGUUUCUAUGGCAACCUCUACUGUUCUAUCCACAUGCACAUGUGCAUCAGCAUCAAACGCUACUUGGCCAUCGUUCACCCGUUCAGGUACAAGAGCCUACCCAAGCACACGUGCACCAUAUGGAGCACUUUGGCAGUAUGGGCUGUAUUUUUGGUUGCCAUGGUGCCAGAAGUGCUCAUUCGCCAAAGUUACUUUCUCCCUCAGCUAGGAAUUACAACCUGCCAUGACGUCCUCCCUAAGGCAGAAGAAUACUACACUCUCCUGCUCUACUACAAGAUGGGAAUCACUUGUUUAGGAUUUUUCAUACCUUUUAUUGUCACAGUCAUCUCCUACGUGUCUAUUAUCUACCAUCUGAACAAGUCACACCAUGACUGGAUAUACUACAUCAAAAUGAGCACCUUGGUGUUCAUCAUUUUCACUGUCUGCUUCACACCCAGCAAUGUUCUCUACUUCGUUCACUCCAUGAAGUUGUACACAAGCAGGGAGGAAUACUUCUACAUCUACUACAACGUGGCAUUGUGUUUGUGCAGUCUGCAUUGCUGCUUGGACCCUUUCCUUUUCUUCCUCAUGUCAAGGACGACAGGGUCAAAGCUGUCUUACAUUACCUUUAAAGGGAAGGCUAUGAGUUUCUCUAUCUAAAAUUAAAUCUACAAAAAAAAUCUUAGCCAUAAAUUGCCAGAAAACACUAGAGAGAAAACAAUCCUUGAAACGACAGACGAGCCCUUUUCUCCACAAUGCCAGGGACCUAAUCUGGACAUAAUGCACAGAGUGUAUUUGGAAAGGACUCAUUCUGAGGAUACUGUCCUACACAGUACAAGGCCGAGAUAAGCUCUUGUCAGCGGUCUCUUUCCUUGUUGUAUUUCUCCCAUUUUAAAAUCAGUAAAGACUAUUAAUCAAUCACACAGACACAAUCAGAUUGAAGAUACUACUGAAGACAAGGCACCAGAUAUUUAUGUACCUUGACUACAUUGUUGAGACCGAAAGAAACCGUCCUCCUGGCUGCAAAUUGCGGGGAUGAGUAGUCAAGAUACUUGCGCAAGUCAGCUCUUGUACAGUUCCACCCCUCAGAAAAAAAAAACCAAACUCAAUGAUCAUGAGCAAAGAAUUUGUGUCUUGUUAUUGUGGCACUUGUAAGAGGAAAAUAAAAUCGCCACUUGGAAACAGCAAUAAGAACAUGGGAAAAACAGUGUGGGAGAAUAAAAAAAUCAGAAUACGAGAAAAGUCGACCGACCAUGAGGCCGAGAGAGCUCAUCGGAAGGCCCGCACAUGAUGACAGUGGGCGUUCUCUGUUGGUCUCAACUGACUGGGGUCAUAAGCACUUAAAGUAAAUCUUGACUCAUAGAAGAGCCAGAUUUGAGGACAGAAUGUACAGUUACAGUUUUACACUGAACUCUGCUUUGAGUCAGAGGGCUACAUUUUUUAUGCUGUGCUGCAGUUUUUCAUUGAGUCAUCACUGUUAUUCACGUGUUGGAAAACAAGUUCAGUUUAUGCUACAAACUUCAAUUUUCUGUGUAUUUUGCGAAAAGGAAAAUAUUCAAAGGAAGUUAAAAGUAAAAAAAUGGAGAAGUAAAAAAUAAUAAACCAAAAGAGAAAUUUGUGGUCCUUUUGAUUCAAAUGGACACCUCCUAGCUCCCAUAUUAUUAUAGUUUGCUGACUCAGGUCCGGGGGGGUAGGGGGUGGAGGGGGUUCGCUGGUGCAACAGGCUUCGCUGGGUCCAGUGUGUGUGUGUGUGUGUGUUGUGUGACUCAGGUAAACUGAUGUACUGUACAAAACAUUAACUAUAUUGCUUGAUUUUACUAUGUCCACACCCACCAAAUGAAUAGGUAGCUAAGCAACAAGUGCAGAAUUCAAUUACCAAUUUUUUUUCACUUUUCUGAAGAAAUUCCUAUUUGUAAUACAGCAAAUGUAACUUGUGUUUAAACACAGGGUUGAUGGGUGGCAGCAAAGAAUAGGAGUGGAAAACCGAAGUGGAGAUAAUGAGGAAAGUUAAGGAUGGCUAGAACAAGAGAAACAUUCCAUAUAUGCUUGUGUAAUGAAUUGUGACUAUUUUGGAGUUAG
This is a messenger RNA of Scleropages formosus (Asian bonytongue), 2728 nucleotides long. It is a transcript of the gene f2rl2, whose product is annotated as coagulation factor II (thrombin) receptor-like 2. NCBI's taxonomy places the organism in Eukaryota, Metazoa, Chordata, Actinopteri, Osteoglossiformes, Osteoglossidae. The record is from RefSeq and is a predicted model, not a curated record. The transcript has 2 exons. Gene Ontology annotation, molecular function: thrombin-activated receptor activity. Gene Ontology annotation, cellular component: plasma membrane. Bases 215 to 1309 code for a protein of 364 amino acids. Gene Ontology annotation, biological process: phospholipase C-activating G protein-coupled receptor signaling pathway; thrombin-activated receptor signaling pathway; blood coagulation.